AUUUAGCUCAGUGGUAGAGCGCUUGCCUAGCAAGCGCAAGGCCCUGGGUUCGGUCCUCAGCUCCGAAAAAAAGAAACAAAAAAAAAAAAAGCUGGCCAGGCAGUGGUGGCACACACCCUUAAUCCCAGCACUCAGGAGGCAGAGGCAGACAGAUCUCUAUGAAUUUGAGGCUAGUCUGGUCUGCAAGCCUUGGGUUCAGUGAGAAACCCUGGCCUCAAAAACAUAUGGUAGAGAAGCUAUUAACUUCCUCUUUUACCAAGACCCAUCAACACAGGCCACAUUCUCAUGAAGACUGUGAAGAAGGCGGCCCGGGUCAUCAUCAAGAAGUACUCCAUGUGCCUGGGUAAUGACUUCCACACCAACAAGCGCAUGUGUGAGGAGAUCAUCAUCAUCCCCAGCAAGGACCUUCGGAACAAGAUAGUCGGCUAUGUCACGCAUCUGAUGAGGCAGACUCAGAGAGGUCCUGUGAGAGGCAUCUCCAUCAAGUUGCAGGAAGAAGAGAGAACGAGGAGAGAUAACUAUGUUCCUGAGGUCUCAGUCCUAGAUCAGGAGAUCACUAAGGUAGAGCCUGACACCAAGGAAAUGCUGAAACUUCUGGACUUUGGCAGUCUCUCCAACCUCCAGGUCACUCAGCCUACGGUUGGGAUGAAUUUCAAAACACCAUGUGGAGCUGUUUAGUCUGUUAUGCCAUAUUUUCAACAAAAGAAAACAAAAAGACAGCCCAGUAUCAACCCCUCUACAUAUACACAAACAAUACUAUCUCACGUGCAUGGACGUAUCCAUGCAUAUACGUCCCCCCCCACACACACACACACUUGCAUGCACACAUUAAAAGUUAACUCUAAAAAGACUGUGGAAGAGAAGGAAAUCUGACCUUACAGUAGUAGAUUUUACUACUUACGACAAAGAUUAUACAUAUGGUUACAUGCAGGCUAGGGACUUCUAGGUAUUCCAAAACACACGAAGGAAGUAAAAGGCUGGGGUGGGAGUGGGUACCUGUGUGGUCACAGGGUAAGGAGCCAGAAUCUAUAGUCCUGCUGACCCAGAACAGACAACUUAGCAGAAAAACCACAGGCUGAAGUACCAGCAAGAAACAACUUUUUUUUUAAUCAUAUUUGAUAGCAGCUUUUUUAUUGGUUACAAAACCUAAGCCCACAUACAAAAUUAGGAACAUGCUUAGAUGCCUCUUUUGAAAGAACAUUUUAGCCUUUUUUUAAAAACUGAGCUUUUUAAAAAAAAUAAAAACAAUGCAAUUUUAAAACACUGUUUUGAAAACUUAAAAGUGCAACAAUAAACUUAGUUCCCUUUAUCUGCGAAGUGGUGUGAUUCCAAUUCCCACCAAAUCAAGCAGACGCAGAGUCCGUACUACUCGAUGCUAAUGUUACUCAAAGGUUAGUGUGCAUUUAAGACGCAAGAGGAAAUAGGAAUCACCACAGUACAGCCCGAUUUUAAUCUCAAUGUGUAUAAAUUUUAAAGGGUAAUGUCAAGUUAAGUAGGAAGAGUUUUAUCUUAUAUCUGAAAUGGAUACAAGCGUAUGUUUAAACGGCAAGAUUUUUACUUGCUAGAGAGUCUGUUUUAGUAUAGUAGUUUGGUCUCUGAUUAUUUAUAGGUUUUAUAAAUUUUAGAAUCAAUUUCUCUUUAAGGUGGCUCAGAUUUUCAACUCUUGUGCACAUAAAAUUGAGUUGAAGUUCACUGUGCCUUUUUUCUUUACCCAAAUUUUGAAUUAAAGCUUCAUAUGGUGACUGCAUCCUGUUCAAACACUUGUCUACCUUUUGAAACUGUGUAGAGUUCACUAAAAGGGGGAGUAACAAAGUCAGAAUGAAUUACGGUCACAC
Rattus norvegicus (Norway rat) is the source of this 1835-nucleotide messenger RNA. Lineage: Eukaryota; Metazoa; Chordata; Mammalia; Rodentia; Muridae. The record is from RefSeq and is a predicted model, not a curated record.